Molecule: messenger RNA, 1444 nt
Organism: Paramacrobiotus metropolitanus
Lineage: Eukaryota; Metazoa; Tardigrada; Eutardigrada; Parachela; Macrobiotidae
Exons: 5
Coding region: 466-1425 (319 amino acids)
Cellular component (GO): mitochondrion
Molecular function (GO): glycine N-acyltransferase activity
Source: RefSeq, a predicted model, not a curated record
UAUAAUCAGAACGCAAAAGUUUCUGCUGUAGCGUCUGCAUACUAUGUACUGUAAUGUGUUUGUAUUUGGAACUACGAGAUUUUGCAUUGUGUCUAACCGCGUUGAUUGCGCCUGUAGCUAAAAUUUUGGCCUGCCACAUAGAUUCCUAAUUAAAACUUUUUUUGAAAAAUAAAACUCUUGGUCGUCUUUCUACAGUAGCUAGUGUACAACCGUUUCUCGGCCUAUUCUGCUUCCUAAAAAUUUACUCUAUAGUGCAAAAUGCAUGCACUAUAUGGUUAACGCUGGCUCGGACCUUAAAUCCGUCUUGUAUAACUGCAAAAAAUAACUACUCUUGAUGAGAAGACGAGACCGGCUGAGACCUCACCAAAGCAAAAAUUCCGACGAAGUUAACUUACCGGCAACACGAUCAUUCCAACAGCAACUGACCACCAAAAUUUGUGACCUCGGAUUUGUAAAUUCCUCGCAAUGACGAUAACAAUUGUGCCGGAGUGGUACGCCGAUUUACUACGUCAUUUGGAAAUUUUCUUUCCGGACACGCUUCCAUUAUAUAAUCUCGUCUGGGGAAAAUUCAACAAAGAUUUGCCGUGGAACGGUAUUGAAUUCGUUGCAGACCGGUGGCCUCAACCUCGCGUUGUGUUGUGCAGACCGCUACAGGAAGUUCUCCGAUGCGGCAGACGGGGAUACGCAUGCAGACAAGUUUGUCCUUAUACUAUUACGAUUUGGUCAUCCGAUGACAACAUUCUCCGUGAAAUGCUGCAACACCAUAAAACAAUUGAGUGGGACCAAGAGAUAAUGUUUCACGGCUUAUCUUGUCCUUCUCCAUUGGAGACGGUUAAUGCGGUCUGCCAGAAUCUCGGGAGCACCACUGGUAGCGACGAAUCGUGGUGCACGGAUGUCUACGAGCUGAAAAGUGAAAACCUACCUGUUUGCUCGACGGAUCUUCCUUCUGGAUUUGUUUUAACAACAUUGACGCAAAAAUAUGCAGACCAGAUAAACAGCGAAUGGUAUUACGGAGGAGGUACAGCGACAAGAGAGUAUCUGCUAGAUAUUCUGGAUCCCAACCGGAAGAAUUACCCGAGCGCCGCUGUUGUGGAAACUGCAUCGGGCCGCGCGGUGUCGUACAUUCUGUAUGAAGCGGAAGGAAAUUUUGCAUUGGGUUACACCGAUCCUGACUAUCGGAAUAAAGGAUUUUUUCGGAUUGUGAAUUAUUCACUGGCCAAAACCAUGUUUGCAAGGGGCCGCAAGAUCAUCUACGUGCAGGUGGCUGCUGACAAUGAUGCUUCACGGAACACAUACAUGAAAUUGGGAGGAAAACGAAUAAACAAUUGGAAACAGCAUUGGUUAUUGUACACUCCUCAUUCCCUCAAUCCACAAGAUACUUGCUACCAUGUGCUGAAUUUUGUGAAAGCAUCCCAGAGCAAUUAACCGCUAACUAACCAUAAAU